This is a messenger RNA of Lachancea sp. 'fantastica', 2502 nucleotides long. Lineage: Eukaryota; Fungi; Ascomycota; Saccharomycetes; Saccharomycetales; Saccharomycetaceae. The record is from the annotation of a GenBank genome assembly.
AUGUUUGCAUGGUACGUGUUAUUGAUAUUUGUGCACCGUGCUGUCGCUGACGCCAGUAAAGAGCUGGAGGCUCUGUGGUCUCAAAAGCUGCAAGAAAGCGCACAAAAUCGUGACGCGGUGAGUAUCGGUGGCCCACAGAGACCUGCCUCAUUCUCAAGCAAUUCUGCGCGGCUCUCCCUUCUCUUCCCGUUCUUGAACUACGUUGACGUCUUUUUUGGCACCCAAGCACAUGGGCAUAUGUUUCCCGGGGUAUCUUUGCCCUUUGGCAUGUGCAAAAUGGGCGUGGACGUGCUGGAUCCACAUCUUGGAGAUUCGUACGCCGGAUACCAGUUCGGUGGAGAAAUCUCCGGUGUUUCUAUGCUGCACGAGUCCGGGACAGACAUUACUCCGCAUUAUGGUGUUGUUUCGCAAUUGCCAUUGCUCGCAAAAUCUCUUCACCAUAUUGAUACCACGGAACCGAUAGUGGCAUCAAGGUCCCAUCCCGAUGCCGGACACAUUGGUUACUACAAAGUGUGGUUGGAAGAUCGCAUCGAAAUCGAGUUCUCCGCCUCCCGUCGGUCUGGACUCUACAAAUACACCUUCCCAGUUAGUCGACCACUGAAACAUAAGAACAGUAGGUUGCUUGCACCUGUCAUUCUGGUCAACGUGAGCCAUCACUUGCACUCAUUCCAUAAGCCGUGGUUAUCGCAACAAUUCAGAGGCGGGUUCAUACAAAUAUCCAAAGAUCUGAAGUCUUACCACGGCAAAGCUUAUUUUUCGCAUGGUACAAGUCCUACGAAGUCCUGGAGUGUCAGCUUUUAUGGGGUUUUUGAUAAAGCCGCGAAGAAAGUGCGCGUGUUCAAAGACGACCACUCUCACAGCGGAUUGAGACACGGCGAGGCAGAUGAGUCAAACUAUAAUCUAGGGGCACUCUUCGAGUUUGAAGUUGGAACUAGAAUAUUGCAUUCGCAUGUCGGCGUAAGUUUUCGUGACGUUCCGACUGCCCAGGCCAAUAUUCACCAUGAUUAUCCUUCUACACACCUAUUCGACUUGGACUGGAGCGUUGAAAAUGCGGUGAAUACUUGGAACCGCGAAGUUUUCUCCAAAAUUUCGAUUGAUGUAUCUGAGGAGGACCCCAUAGUGGUCCAAAAGUAUUUCAAUUCCUUGUAUGGCUCACACCUAAUGCCAGUUGACAGAUCCGGUCUUGAAGCACCAUGGCUCAGUCGAGAACCUUAUUAUGACGACUUUCCCUCACUAUGGAAAGCGUUUCGCUGUUUGAUUCCUAUGUUUACUAUUUUAGACCGUUCCAGAGCCACUGAUUUUAUCAGAAGCUUGAUCGACGCUUGGAGGCAUGAUGGUUUCAUGCCAGAGGGUCGCACAGCAUCCUUAAAUACCAGGGUGAUUGGUGGCAGUAGCAGUGACAUUGUGCUUGCAGACGCAUUUUCUAAGGGUAUUAAGCAUAGAAUUGACUGGAAGGUUGGACUUCGUGCUAUGCAGACAAACUCGGAAAGGUAUCCGGAACCUAGGCACGGAAAGAAAGAUACACGCGGUCGCUUUGCACUAUCCGAUUGGUUAGAGUUUGGGUAUGUCACGCAAGAAUUCUCGCGUUCUCUGACAAGAACAAUGGAUUAUGCGUACAAUGACUUUGCCAUUUCAGUAGUGGCCAGAGGACUAGGUUUUAUCAAGACAAGUCAAAAAUAUAUGAAAAGAUGUUCUAAUUGGCAGCAGCUUUGGAAUCCAAGAGCAACAGCUCCACAUCUCUAUUACCACGGUUUCAUCCAGCCCAAAGAUCGUGACGGAGACUUCUACACCAAGAAAUACGACCCAUUGUCCUGUUUUGGCUGUCUUUGGAAAGAUGACGCCUAUAUGGCAAAACCUAUAGAAUACGGUUGGCAGGUACCUUACGACAUGAAAUCGCUCAAGGCACUAAUGGGUUCCAAGGAAAUUUUUGUAGAAAGGCUGGACGAUAUGUUCAGUCUCAACGGUCGCGGUUUUGCAGACAGUCUUAAUGAGCCAAGCUUCAUGACGCCAUUCUUGUACAAUUUCGUCAAUUUGCAGUACAAGACGUCUGAGACUGUGGAUUAUCUUAUCGGAAAAAAAUUCAAGCUUGGUCCGAAAGGCUUGCCGCGCUGCUCGGGAGCGGGAUCAAUCCAGGCUUGGUUAUGGUUCGCUCUUUCUGGGUUCUUUCCAGUUGCAGGCACAGAUAUCUACCUCAUCACAAGCCCAAAAUUGUCAAAAGUCGUCAUCAGCAUUGAUGAGUCAAUCAAAAUUGUGAUAAUAGCGCAUGGUCUCUACCGAGAAACUCACGGUUCGUCACCUUCCAGUUCGACCAGAAACAAAUACAUUAAAAAUGUUAAGUUGAAUGGGGAUUACAUAGACCGCAAUUGGUUUACUCAUGAGGAGCUGUUUGGAGAACAUGGUGGCUUGCUCGAGUUUUUCAUGGCUCCCUUCCCAGUUCACUGGGAUGAAGAGGGCGAAUCGCCUCCAAGUCCUGGACAUUACAACCGUCGCCAUAUACAUUGA